AUGAGGGUAACAGGUUGACACAGUGCUACAGAGCCAGACGAGGGUAACAGGUUGACACAGUGCUACAGAGCCAGACGAGGAUAACACAUCGACACAGUGCUACAGAGCCAGAUGAGGGUAACAGGUUGACACAGUGCUACAGAGCCAGACGAGGGUAACAGGUUGACACAGUGCUACAGAGCCAGAUGAGGGUAAUGGGUUGACACAGUGCUACAGAGCCAGAUGAGGGUAACAGGUUGACACAGUGCUACAGAGCCAGACGAGGGUAACAGGUUGACACAGUGCUACAGAGCCAGACGAGGGUAACGGGUUGACACAGUGCUACAGAGCCAGACGAGGGUAACGGGUUGACACAGUGCUACAGAGCCAGACGAGGGUAACAGGUUGACACAGUGCUACAGAGCCAGACGAGGGUAACGGGUUGACACAGUGCUACAGAGCCAGACGAGGGUAACGGGUUGACACAGUGCUACAGAGCCAGACGAGGGUAACAGGUUGACAAAGUGCUACAGAGCCAGACGAGGGUAACAGGUUGACACAGUGCUACAGAGCCAGACGAGGGUAACGGGUUGACACAGUGCUACAGAGCCAGACGAGGGUAACAGGUUUAGUCCAGGCCUCUCUUUAUUUUCCCUGCUGUUUAUGGACAAUCAGGGUGAUGUUUGUUGAUGUACAGUAUUAGGACUUUGAUUCGCAUGGUUUUAUUCCGGUCACAUUUUCCUCUCUGUUUGGCCUAUGCAGCUCUGUGUGCCUGGGAUUCUCUCAAUCUGUCUUCAGACAGAGGGUGGUGUCGCUCUCAGAGGGAGUUUUCAAGCAAUGUAAUAAGAGUGUUCUACUUUAAUGGGUGAACUGUUCACUGUGUUCAACAUGUAUUUUAUUUUAGUAAGACAUCCUUGGCGGACCAUAUUGUAUGUGGUGUGCCAGUUAGCUAAUGCUAAUGCUAGGCUAAUUGUUUAUAGCUUAGUGGCUAAUUCUAUUUCAGUAGCUGCAUGACCUCUCUUUAGCUAGCUAUGUAGGUCUCCAGACAAAUAGAUGCAAAACACUCGCCACUUUACAUGCCCUAUGUAAGUAUGAUACGGUCAGUUUAAAAUAAGUAAACUAGGUCACUAGCCACCUAAAAAACAUGCCCCUGUUGACACUGUAUGUAAAAUAACCUCAUCAACAAGACCUUGGGGUGGUAAACUGAGAGAGCCAUUAUUCAUUCCAUGAUUGAGUUAUUCAAGAGAAAUCUCCAGAAAACAGAUGUUUGAAGAUGGAUGAUCAUGUCUUUGCAGCAAUAAGUGGACCCAUUUCUUUUUCUGCUAUAGUACUGAACAUUGUCUUUGCCUUUUGUCUCCUGUGUCCUCCAAGUGUGCAGGGGGUGAACCUUCAGCAGCCUCUACAAGUCCUCCUGGUUUCUACAGUGGUGUUUAGUUUUAUCCACCAAACAACGAUAAUGUUCUUUGUUUGUCAAGUUGCCAUCACUCCUUUUGUCUAUGGACUUUAUUUGACCCUGAAGCAAUUGUUCUACUUCACCAAUGUGGUCAACCUGUCUUCAGUGACCUGGAUCAGCAUCCUGUACUACAUCAACAUUGUGCCAAACAACGGACAACUUUUCAUCUGGAUAAAGAGACACAUCAAGAACGUGGUGUACUUUGGUCUCGUUGCGGACAGGGGUAUUGUUCUAACUGCAGGGGUAUUGGACUAUGUGUCAACACUCAGGCCAGAAGAACAACCCUUGAAUUCGUCGUCCUCUUUCAACGUCACUGCAGAAUUUGGGAGCGAUAGGGAUGUAUUUUUCUAUCUGGGGAAAAUAUGCACCGCAAUAUAUUUAUUUCAUCUCCUCAUCUCCUUUGGGACUAUGAUUCUGUCUUGGAGCAGCACCUACAUUUACCUGCGAAGGCACAUGAAGAGGAUGGAGGAGAGUAGCAGUUCUUUCUCCCAGCCCCAGCUACAGAGCCAGAUGAGGGUCACUGUAACAGGUUUAGUCCAGGCAGCGCUGUUUGUCCCCUACUGUCUGUUAAUAAUUACUCUGGUGGUAACUCACAGUCUGCCAGGUUAUAAUAACUUUGAUCCCAAUGAUAACAUCCAGACUACAGUUUCCUCUCUGUUUGGCCUAUGCAGCUCUGUGUGCCUGGGAUUCUCUCAAUCUGUCUUCAGACAGAGGGUGGUGUCUCUCUCAGAGCGAGUUUUCAAGCAAUGUAAUAACCUUAAUGGGUAAAUGUUUUGUGUUCUAUUUUAAGAAUAUAAUUUCCAUUACUCUAAGUGGCUGUUUCCCGGACACCGUUUAA
This is a messenger RNA of Coregonus sp. 'balchen', 2270 nucleotides long. The record is from the annotation of a GenBank genome assembly. NCBI's taxonomy places the organism in Eukaryota, Metazoa, Chordata, Actinopteri, Salmoniformes, Salmonidae.